This is a messenger RNA of Magnolia sinica, 543 nucleotides long. RefSeq lists its product as uncharacterized. The record is from RefSeq and is a predicted model, not a curated record. The transcript is spliced from 2 exons. Gene Ontology annotation, molecular function: nucleic acid binding; RNA-DNA hybrid ribonuclease activity. NCBI's taxonomy places the organism in Eukaryota, Viridiplantae, Streptophyta, Magnoliopsida, Magnoliales, Magnoliaceae. The coding region runs from base 1 to 543 and encodes 180 amino acids.
AUGACUGCCUUGUUCCACGACAUGAUAAACAAAGAAAUGGAAGUCUACGUGGAUGACAUGAUCGUCAAGUCUUGCACGAUCGAAGGGCAUUUCGAAGACCUCAAAAGGCUCUUCGACAAGUUAGAAAAGUUUAAACUCUGCCUCAACCUGCAAACAUGUGUCUUCGGCGCAACCGAAGGUAAACUGUUAGGCUUCAUCGUCAGUGAAGAUGGCAUAUGGGUGGAUGAGACUAAGAUAAAGACCUUCUUCCCUGACGAAGAUAUCCUCCUAAUCGAGGAAGAAGAACAAAGAAAGGCAGGAGAGUGGACAUUCUUCUUCGACGAAGCCAUAAACUCAAAGGGGAGUGGAGUAAGCGUCAUACUCUACUCUCCUGAUGAUGUCCCAAUUCCCAUAUCUAGGCGAUUGGCAUUCCAGUGCACAAAUAAUGUAGCUGAAUAUAAAGCAUGCAUUGUUGGUCUAAGAGAAGCCAUUAUUCUCAAGGUGAAGAAGUUAGGAGUCUUCGGAGACUCACAACUUAUCAUCAAUCAGAUAAAUGGCGACUGA